Hemicordylus capensis (graceful crag lizard) is the source of this 2201-nucleotide messenger RNA. RefSeq lists its product as uncharacterized. The transcript is spliced from 11 exons. The coding region runs from base 468 to 2201 and encodes 577 amino acids. NCBI's taxonomy places the organism in Eukaryota, Metazoa, Chordata, Lepidosauria, Squamata, Cordylidae. The record is from RefSeq and is a predicted model, not a curated record.
GUCAUGCAUGCACAACUCACAAUCCUGUAAAUGGUUUAAAUUAAAUAAACUCACCCAGCACACAUGUUCAUGCCAGCCACUCCUCACAAUGUAAUCUGUAAUAAAAAGGGCCAUCUUGUCCAUGAUUUGCUGGCUCACCGCAGGGCAUAGACGUUUUGUAAGACUUUUUGUAAGCAAACCACCGAACAGAAAAAUAGUUAAAAAUCUGCCCUUAUUGAUUUUCCCAUCUGCAAAUUCUGCAGCCAUCACAGAUGUGAAAUAGUUCUCAAUAUCUAGCAAACUGUUAGGGUGAAGAGAGUCCAUGUGGGGGCUUAGCUCGGCCUCCAUUUUAAGUAGCAAGGGGCCUAUCCCCACCGCUUCUGGUUUUCCACAGGCCUGCCGAAUACACCCCAUAGCAAGAGAAUAAACAUGCCGAUAUUCCAUCUUGCUGCCCGUUUAGGUUCUGAUUGGGGAGGAUAUGUCUGAGCAUGUCCCUGGCUGGGUAUUUUGUAUAUAUUCAACAGCACUCACCAAAAAACAAACAAAGAAAAACACCACCAAAGAAGAUGAGCAUAAGGGAUGAUGAAAUGAGCAAUCUUCUUGAUAUCUCUCAAGAUAUGGAAACUGUUGUUCAACCCCCUCGGCCUGGGAGAGCCACUUUUUCGCUCUCAAAGAGUUCGGACCCAUAUCUCAUUCCAAAGGAUGAGGUUUUCACAUCACAGGCUGUUAGAAACAGAGUACCUGAUGGCAUAGGGCAGAGAAGUGAUGAUAACAUAGUGGACCUGACAAAUACCCAGGACGGGUUGCGGAAUCUGACUGAGAGUGCUCUAGAGGAAGAACCUGAACCAGCCCCCACACGUCUAAGCAGAUUGAAGAGAAAAGCAAAGAGUAAGGAUGUAGUAUCCCAUGAACAGCAUCAACCCGGACACAUGGCGCCCAGGGACUCCAACGUGGAGGUGCAGCCAGCCUACAAAAAACCCAGAAGGGCUAUCCUGGAACCUGAACAUGAACCGGGGCUCCGUGAUGUCCAAGAGCUGAACUUCCAAGAUAACGAGUUCUUGGCCAGCAUGGCACGUGUUACAGAACACAUAGAGACAUUGAUAAGGACUAGGGCUGUGGCUUUUGAACGCAAGGCCGAAGCUGAGCAACACAUUGAGCAAGCAAAACGCAUCAUACGUAAAGAAAUGGCCGUGAUUAGUGAUACUUCACAACAGCUACAAUGUCUAAAGACACGUGCAAACCCUGUGUGUGAUUUCGUAGACAGAAAUAAAAAAGAUCAACCAUACCCUGUCUGCAUACAGGUGGGGGGAGGGUCCGCAUCUAGCCACCAGCCAGGAGGGUAUAGGAAUGCUUCUGAUUCUUCAGACGAAUUUGAACCAUCCGAGGAGUCACCUAGUGGCCCCGGUCCUCAGAAUGCUUUUACUGAACAGUGUGAAACCCAGAAUGGGUCCUCUCUAAGUGAGGCUUCAGAUGUUGGCCCGAAUGCCACCCCCAAAGAGAACUCGGCAAAGAUUUUGUUAAACAAGCUGAGGCAGAAUGCUGCAGUUACAGCGUGGGAUGAGCGGGGGCGUUUUGUCUAUAAGGGGACGGCUGUUGACGGUUCCAACAUGGUGGAUCUGAUCAAGGCAUUCACUCAAGUUCAUACCCUGCAUUCCAAACGCUUCCCUAAAGGCUGGGAUUUGUUCAUGAACGGUUUGGCAGAGUUAAAUGUGCCUACCUCUGUGGCAGGAAACCAGACCAUCACGCUAGUGAGGAGCCGCUUAGCCCACGUGAUCCGUAGGCUCAAAGUGGACUGCACAGAGUCCAAGGUCCAGCUGGCCUGUGCUAAGAUGAUUUCCAGGCUCACGAUGCUGCUGAACCUCUUCAGUGAGAGAGAAUACGUCAAGGAGACGUCCUCCCUGUGGAAGUCAUACUGCCGGCCUAUGAAGAAUGUUGCCAACCUGGCCACAGGAAAUCCAAGAAAACGGGUGAAUCCUGAGAUUGCAAGCCAGGGAAUCUCAGAAUAUGGCUAUGGCAAAAGGCUGUUUGCUAUUUCAGUGACUGCAGUGAUAACGAUGAUCAUGGCAGUAAUUUGCCUGUUUGAGUCUUCCAGUGCAGGUUCUCCAGUGCUCGGUAAGCCUCUUCGGCUCAAGGAGAGUGUGGAUAAAGUCGGGGGAAAGAAACAGCAUGAUGAGGACUCCUCAGGAGACAAGGCUAUAUUCAGCCGGGAGAGGUAUAAAUGA